ACACUGUUUGUGAAAUGACAACACGUGCAUGAAAAAGUCAAAACAUUAAAUGCCGCUUUGAUUUCGCACUUCUGUUUUUCAUACAACAGACUUCUCAAAUAUCUGCUAUAAACCCCAUUUGGAUAACAUAAAAAAUGCCACAAUUUAAACCGCUCAAUACAAAGAAGUACAUCAAGACCGGGAAGGUCGUAACACCGGAUACUCUAUACUGGAAGCAAUUAAGUGUACCUACUCUGGUAAAAGAAUUCGGCGCCAUUGACUAUGUGGACUUCAGUCCGAUAGAGCCUCAUUAUUUCGCUGUGACUUGCUCAGUGCGUGUGCAAGUUUACAACCCUAUCACAAAAUUGGUGGUGAAAAAUUUGUCCCGCUUUCAAGAAACUGCUUACGGAGGUACAUUUCGACAGGAUGGCCGUCUGCUUGUAGCUGGCGAUGAGCAAGGCUUUCUCAAACUCUUCGAUUCGUCCAGCAAAAAUGUUUUGCGUCUUUUUAAGGGACACAAAGCGCCGGUACACCGCGCACAAUUUACACAGGAUCUACUGCAUAUAGCUAGUUUCUCGGAUGAUCGUACGGUUAAAUUAUGGGACAUUGGGACUGAGAAAACUACGCUUACUUUUGCAGAGCAUGAGGAUUAUGUGCGCGCUGGCGCGGUAAAUCCCAUGUCACCAGACACAUUAAUAUCCGGUGGUUACGACGGUAAAAUUAAGAUGUAUGACACACGUACACAAAACGUUUCGUUCAGUAUUGAUCAUGGGAGCCCAGUUGAAUCUUUGCUGUUUCUGCCAACGGGUGGUAUAUUUAUCAGCGCAGGUGGUACAGAAAUGCGUGUGUGGGAUGCUUUCGCUGGAUGUCGACUUUUAACGAAAGUAUCACAACACCACAAAACCAUUACAAGUCUACGUCUCGGUUCCAAUGGGAAGCGUAUACUUUCUGGGAGCUUGGAUCGUCAUGUCAAGAUCUAUGAUGUCGCAACAUACCAAACUGUGCACACGCUUGAUUUCCCCAACGCCGUGCUGAGUCUUGGAGUUGCGCCGGGAGAUCAAACUGUUGUGGCGGGUAUGGUAGACGGGCUUAUUUCAAUACAAAAUAUGGAAAUAGAUCGCAAUAAAGAAGCGAAACCAAAACGUAAUGCUAACAAACAGCGCCGGCUGACUUCGAUGAAAGUGGAUCACAAUAUCCGUGAUGAAAAGACACCGAAGCUAUAUUCAUAUGACAAUCUCCAUUUAUGGUGAAAUUUGUUAUUUUUGCCAAACGAAUUUCCACGACAGAAGCCAAGCUUUCCGUCUUCUGUAUGACUGA
Molecule: messenger RNA, 1296 nt
Organism: Rhagoletis zephyria (snowberry fruit fly)
Lineage: Eukaryota; Metazoa; Arthropoda; Insecta; Diptera; Tephritidae
Product: U3 small nucleolar RNA-associated protein 15 homolog
Biological process (GO): rRNA processing; positive regulation of transcription by RNA polymerase I
Cellular component (GO): nucleolus
Molecular function (GO): protein binding
Source: RefSeq, a predicted model, not a curated record